Messenger RNA from Budorcas taxicolor (takin), 2145 nucleotides. RefSeq names its product tweety family member 3 (gene TTYH3). Gene Ontology annotation, molecular function: volume-sensitive chloride channel activity; intracellularly calcium-gated chloride channel activity. Gene Ontology annotation, cellular component: plasma membrane. The transcript is spliced from 14 exons. Lineage: Eukaryota; Metazoa; Chordata; Mammalia; Artiodactyla; Bovidae. The record is from RefSeq and is a predicted model, not a curated record. Bases 1 to 1575 code for a protein of 524 amino acids.
AUGGCCGGGGUCAGCUACGCGGCGCCCUGGUGGGUGAGCCUCCUGCACCGGCUGCCCCACUUCGACCUGCACUGGGAGGCCACCAGCAGCCAGUUCCGGCCCGAGGACACCGACUACCAGCAGGCGCUGCUGCUGCUGGGGGCCGCCGCGCUGGCCUGCCUCGCCCUGGACCUCCUCUUCCUGCUCUUCUACUCCUUCUGGCUGUGCUGCCGGCGGCGCAAGAGCGAGGAGCACCUGGACGCAGACUGCUGCUGCACCGCCUGGUGCGUCAUCAUCGCCACGCUGGUCUGCAGCGCCGGUAUCGCCGUGGGGUUCUAUGGCAAUGGGGAGACCAGUGACGGCAUCCAUCGGGCCACCUACUCUCUCCGCCACGCCAACCGUACUGUGGCAGGGGUCCAGGACCGCGUGUGGGACACGGCAGCCGCCCUGAACCGCACGGCGGAGCCCAGCCUGCAGAGCCUGGAGCGGCAGCUGGCCGCGAGGCCGGAGCCCCUGCGGGCGGUCCAGCGGCUACAGGGCCUGCUGCAGACACUGUUGGGCUACACGGCGGCCAUCCCUUUCUGGAGGAACCCAGCCGUGUCGCUGGAGGCGCUGGCCGAGCAGGUGGAUCUCUACGACUGGUACAGGUGGCUGGGCUACCUGGGCCUGCUGCUGCUCGACGUGGCCAUCUGCCUCCUGGUGCUGGUUGGCCUCAUCCGCAGCUCCAAGGGGAUCCUGGUAGGGGUCUGCCUGCUGGGGGUGCUGGCCCUGAUCAUCAGCUGGGGCGCCCUGGGCCUGGAACUCGCCGUGUCUGUGGGCUCCAGUGACUUCUGCGUGGACCCCGACACCUACGUGACCCGGAUGGUGGAGGAGCACUCUGUGCUGAGCGGGGACAUCCUGGAGUACUACCUGGCCUGCUCACCUCACGCCGCCAACCCCUUCCAGCAGAAGCUGUCAGGCAGCCACAAGGCGCUGGUGGAGAUGCAGGACGUGGUGGCUGAGCUCCUGAAGACCGUCUCGUGGGAGUACCCUGCCACCAAGGACCCCCUGCUCCGUGUCCAGGAGGUGCUGAACGGCACAGAGGUGAACCUGCAGCACCUCACUGCCCUGGUGGACUGCCGCAGCCUGCACCUGGACUACGUGCAGGCCCUCACGGGCUUCUGCUACGACGGCGUCGAGGGCCUCAUCUACCUGGCCCUCUUCUCCUUCGUCACAGCCCUCAUGUUCAGCUCCAUUGUCUGCAGUGUCCCGCACACCUGGCAGCAAAAGAGAGGCCCCGACGAGGACGGGGAGGAGGAGGCCGCCCCGGGGCCUCGGCAGGCGCACGACAGCCUCUACCGUGUCCACAUGCCCAGUCUGUACAGCUGUGGCAGCAGCUACGGCAGCGAGGCCAGCAUCCCAGCUGCGGCCCACACCGUCAGCAAUGCCCCAGUCACCGAGUACAUGAGCCAGAACGCCAAUUUCCAGAACCCUCGCUGUGAGAACACCCCCCUCAUUGGGCGCGAGUCCCCGCCGCCUUCAUACACUUCCAGCAUGAGAGCCAAGUACCUCGCCACGAGCCAGCCUCGCCCCGAGUCCAGCAGCAGCGGGCACUAGACGCCCGGCCGCCACCCGCCCCACGUGCCAAUCGCCCCACUCCUUCCCGUGCCAGCCUCCCUGCUUGCACCCGUGGCCACCUGCCGGACCCUCCCCACGUACGCCGGGCCUGCCGUGGGUGCCUCUGCGGCCACUCGGCCCUGCCCUCCCUUCCUUCAGGGGUGCGGAGACAGACACCUGGCCUGCCUCCCGGGGCAACGCGGGGGCUCUGGGCCAACACCCUCUCCUCGGUCACAAGCCUGGACCCCUGGGGUGCUGCUCACGCUGCCUGGGCCCCCCAGCCCCCACACGCCUCUGCCCCGCUGGGGCCAGAUGUGCUGACGCCCCCCCCCCCCUACAGCUGGGCUGCGUCUGCCCCCUCUCCUUCCACAGGCUGCUGGGCACGGUGCCCCCCUCGGUGCCCCCGUUGGUGCCGGGCGUCUCGAGCGAUGGCGUGUGUGCCCGCCUGCUUGUCUCCUGCGUGCAGAGACCCCCGCGGCGCCCUUGCACACCUGCAGCAUCUGUCGUUCUUCCUUCUCUCGCCCCCCACCCCAGGCUCCUCCGCCUCAGUUGCCAGAAGCCUUCUGGGGG